This is a messenger RNA of Rotaria socialis, 1674 nucleotides long. The record is from the annotation of a GenBank genome assembly. NCBI's taxonomy places the organism in Eukaryota, Metazoa, Rotifera, Eurotatoria, Philodinida, Philodinidae.
AUGUUCUCCUGUCUAUGUGUGUUUGUUUUCUUGUUCCCGUUUGCCAAUAGUCGUAUACAUAAUCUUAAGAUUAUUGAUGACAAUCGUCAACAAAUUUUAUUAAGUACAUUUGGAUUUCUUCGCGGUGGUACAAUGAAUUUCAAUGUUACAGAUUUUACGUAUGAUAAAGCAGGUGUCGGUAAAGAGAGUAUGUUUGGAUUUAGCAUUGCUAAAGCAAAGACUAGUGGUAUCGCUGAAUAUUUGCAAAGUCAUUCAAGUCGAUCAUGUGGGUUUUAUCAAUCCGAAGAAGCAAAUGAAAUACCACAUGCAUAUUUCAAGAUCGAUCAUAAAUCAGAAAAACCAAAAAUUACAAUUAUAAGACAUUCAGUCGAUUUCGAUCUUCUUGACAUUGAAUAUGAAACGCAAACUAAUCUAGAUCCAUCAAAUACUAAUCAAACAUUAAAAUCAAAUGUUACAACACCAUCCGUUAAAAAAUUUGAAAAAAAUGAAACACUUAUAAAUGAAAUUCCAAUGCAACGUAUUGGAGAUGCACUACAUCGAUUUCGAUUUCAAUUUCAAGUAAUUGUCAAACGUAAAUCUGAAGAAGGCCUAUAUAACUUAUAUUUUCAUAAUUGUUUCAAUACAAAUGAUAGUCACUUAAAUCAAAGGCCAUUAAAUAUUAAUUUAACUGCAAUAUUAAUACAACGAAAUCUUGAUAAUUAUUUAUCAGCUGGAGAAAUGCCAUUGCCUGUACUUUAUUUUACUUGGGCUGUUAUUUAUUUUCUUUCGGGAUUUUAUUGGAUAUUUGUUUUGAAAACAUCAAAACAUCCGGUGUACAAAAUUCAUUAUUUAAUGUUAUUUCUCGUUUUAACUAAAGCUUUGUCACUCAUAUUUCAUGGUGUUAAUCAUCAUUAUAUAGCAAGUAAAGGUCGACACGAAGAAGCAUGGGCUAUACUCUUCUACAUAACUCAUGUUUUACGUGGCCUUCUUUUAAUUGUUGCAAUAUUACUUGUUGGUACUGGAUUUACAUUUAUUAAGCAUGUUUUAUCAGAGCGUGAAAGAAAAUUAUUUAUUAUUGCUAUACCACUUCAAAUACUGGCUAUUGUCGCUCAAAUAUUUUUAGAAGAAAAGGAAGAAAGUGAUGUUGUUUAUGCUACAUGGAGACAAAUAUGUUUUAUUGUUGAUCUUUUAUGUUGUGGCGCAAUUAUAUUUCCCAUUGUUUGGUCCAUCCGACAUUUAGAACAAUCAGCUAGAACCGAUGGAAAAGCUUUAAGCAGUUUAAGUAAAUUGAAGAUCUUUCGACAAUUUUAUGUUAUGAUUGUAUUCUACAUCUAUUUAACUCGGAUUGUUGUUUACAUAGUCAAAUUAACAGUCCCGUUUCGUUUUGAAUGGCUUGAAGUUAUUUUUUUUGAAUUAACAACAUUUGUAUUUUUUGUAUUUACGGCUUAUAAAUUUCAGCCAGCUAUCAAUAAUCCAUAUUUAGCGUUGGCACAAGAUUCUGAUGAUGAAAUCGAUGCUGAAAUGGAUAUACCAUUAACACAAAAUCCAGUUUUUGAACAAGUUACAAAAGUUAAUCAAAAACCUAAAAGAACGUUAACAAAAUUAUCACCCACAGAUCCGCAUGAUUUAAUAACACCUGAUGAAGAUGAUGAAGAUGGUUAUCAUCAUAUUCGUUUGAGUACUUCACAUGUCUGA